AUGGGAAGUGAAGCAUCGCUGGUUGGGGGAGGUAACCCAAAAAAUAUCGGACCAUUUUUCACGUCAACGACCUUGGUCUUCAGACAAGUCCCCACCAACAUUGGAAAUGCCUGCAACCCAACCACAGAACGAGCCCAGCUGAAGGCUGAAGUGGACAAGAUGAAGACUGAAAUGGACAAGAUGAAGGAACAACCGCCAGCUACAUAUUGGACCUGUUCCCUCGGACACUCCCCUGAUCUACAGACACGUCCCACCAACAUCGGAAACGCCUACAACCCAACCACAGGUGUGUUCACUGCCCCGGUGAGAGGAGCGUACCACUUUGAGUUUCAUAUCAAUUCAGCAAACAGCCGCAGUACAGCAGCUUUCCUGGUCAAGAACUCAGAGAAUGUUUUUGCGGCACACGAGUCCCAGCCGGCCCAUUUCAUGAGUUCUUCUAACGGCGUCACCCUGCUGCUGGAGGUGGGAGACAAGGUGUUUGUGCGUCUGGCGGCUACAAGUCAUGUGUUUGACAACUUCAAUCACCACACCACCUUCAGUGGACACCUGCUGUUCCCCAUGUGAGACAGACACAGCAGCUCUGUGACAGGUUGUUGUUGUCU
Molecule: messenger RNA, 602 nt
Organism: Etheostoma spectabile (orangethroat darter)
Lineage: Eukaryota; Metazoa; Chordata; Actinopteri; Perciformes; Percidae
Product: complement C1q-like protein 2
Exons: 5
Coding region: 1-564 (187 amino acids)
Molecular function (GO): protein binding
Source: RefSeq, a predicted model, not a curated record